Molecule: messenger RNA, 947 nt
Organism: Paramecium primaurelia
Lineage: Eukaryota; Ciliophora; Oligohymenophorea; Peniculida; Parameciidae
Source: the annotation of a GenBank genome assembly
AUGUCUUCUGUUUAAUAAUUUUGCUAAGAGCUUUCGAAUAUAGAUUUGAAAGAUCCAAAAGCUAAAGAAUUUAUGAUGGAAAAAAUAAAAUAGUAUGAUGAAAAGUAAUUAUAUUAAAAAUAAUUGAUAUUAGUUUUGCAUAAACAAAUUUUUAUCCAACUCCUUCACAAUUAUCAUAAAAUUAUAAGAAAGAUACUUAAAAGAUUUAAUUACAUUAAAAUGGUUCAGAAAUGGAAAAACAAUUAAAAACAUAAUUUAUUGCAGAUGGAUCCAUUUUUGGGGAAUAUCAAUCUAUUUUAAGAUAAGCUCGUGUGCCUGCUUAUGUUUUACCUCCUCCUCCUCCUCCAAAACCAGAAGAAUAAGCUGCAUAAAUAUUUUUAAGAUUGCCAUACAAUUAUCUAGAUUAAAAUGCUAAUUCAAAACAUGAAUCAAAUAUCAUUUAAAAAGCCUAAAAUCAGUAACCUAAUUAAAUAUCUUUCUUAUAAUCAACUAUUUAAAACUAAAAUUAAUUACAUUAACAAUAAUUGUAGAAUCCAGCAGCUAUUUAAGCAAGUGUUUUGAAUAAUCAAUAAUAAAUGGACUUAUAAAUGUAAAUAAAUUAAACUCCUAAUGGUUUGGAUAAUGAUUUUAUAACCAACAUUAAAAAAACAGUAAAUGUAUUAGGAGGAAUUGAGGACACAGUUUCAAGUAUAUAUAAAUGACUAUAUAAAGUCAUGAAAUAGUCAUUAUAAGAUUAUGAAUUACAACAUUAAAUUGAAAAAAAGAUAGAAAAGCAGCCAAUCUUUAAAAACACAACAUUGAUGAAUCCAUAAAAGCCAAAUUAAUAGUAAAUCAAUUAAUAGUAGUACCAUCCUUUUGAAAGAUAUAUGUCAACAGAACCUUUAAUGGUUGUAUAAAAAUCACAAAAAUAAAGGGAAUAAAAACUUUAAUAAUAUAUCCAUCAAUGA